This is a messenger RNA of Dentiscutata erythropus, 1764 nucleotides long. The record is from the annotation of a GenBank genome assembly. NCBI's taxonomy places the organism in Eukaryota, Fungi, Glomeromycota, Glomeromycetes, Diversisporales, Gigasporaceae.
AUGCUAACUUGGGUACGCAAUCAACUCAAAGACCUUAAACCAGAGGACUUCUACGAAAAAUUCAACUACUCACAUAACUCACGUAAUGUUGCUGAAAAAAAAUUGCAAGAGCUACUUACAUCAAUCGCAAAAGAGAGGAAUAGUUUCAAUCGCAGGAGGGCGAAGUAUUUGCUAGAUUCUUUCGAGUCGUGGAUAAAUUCAACCAGUUGCGAGUUGUAUUGGUUAAACGUAGAAGCCUCACUUGGCAGAUUGACUCACGAAGUUACGGGACGAAUUUCAGCGUACAAAACAAUUAAAAACUUUACCAGAAAAAUCAACGUUGAGGAAAGAGCUCUACCGCCAUCGAAAAGAAUUAAGAAUAAUAAACCCGAACAACAAAUAUAUCCUCCAGAAACUAGUAGAAAGGCACGACAUCGUAUUUUCAACAUCUCAGCUCUCCCAACAAAUCAAGAUCACGGUAAUGAAAGUGAUGAUGAAAAUAUUAAAAGACAAAGAAGCGAUUCACCACUUCACGUCGAGUUUGUAAAAGAGAUGUAUGAAGCUGAUGAAACCGAAGAUUACUUAUCCGAUUCGGACUCUGACUAUGUUUAUAGCUCGGAAUCUUCGUCCUGUGCCAGUUCCGAUAAUAAUGAUACUGUUGUAGAUGGUAGUGAGUUGAAGAUGAAUAUAGACUUGUCUGAAUUCAAAAAAAAAUAUUCAAAAAUGAAUGACUCGGACAAAUGGACUCUUUCUACUGGAAAAAUUGUAGAAGAUGCACUCUACAAUUUUGGUAUUAAAUGUAGGCAUGAACAUCUAUGUCAUUCAUUUGUAAUCGAUCCAAAUGAUAAAAUCUAUGUCGAUGAAGAAGUUUUCACUGAGUCUGAACUUGAUGAAAUUCGAACAUAUAAAAUUAAGCCAAUGCCACUGAUGCCCCAAGACUUAUUAACGUAUCUUAACAGUUUUCGGGUGUUUGAUAUCUCAGACCUAAGAAAUGCUAUAUUAAAACCCCAGCAGUGGGAUUCUACAUACAAUCGACAAACACAUUUUGAUCACGAUUGGAUUCGAAAUACUAUGUACAAUUUGUUACAUGAAUAUGAAGCGGAAAAUUUAGAAAGAAAUCAUCUGGAAUUGUGGUUCUUGAUUCAUAUUUGGAGUUUUAUAGACAGAGGAUUUGGGAAUAUCGAUGGAGUGGAAGCCACGAGAUCAGAGUCAUCUAGCUUGGCAUCUUCGAAUAGGAAAAAUCGUAAUCGAACUGUAUCUGCAAUUGUCUCAAUGAAGAGAAAAAUUAUGGGAAGGCGCGGAGAUCUCAUCAUUCGAAAGGUUUCUACUGAGUACGGAUGUUCAGAGGCCGGUAAAUCUUUUAAUGGAGAUAACGGAACAAAACUACUGUAUGAAAGAGGUAUAAAGACCCCGAAGAUGAAAGAUAUGUUUUAUUCUCUUUGUGUAGCUGUUGGGAUGGAAGAGAACAAGAUAAGAAAAUUACAAUCAAUUGGAUUUAUACAUGCGGGUCUGAUGAUAUUAUUACUCAGAUUGGAUUCCCCUGCUGGCUAUACAUGUCGAGUGCUUCGAACAAAAAUGUUGGAAAUUCCUUCACAAAUAACACAAUUCGGCUCAAAGGCACUUCCUGUAAUCAUGUUGGCAUGGAAGGCGAAGAUGAUUGUUAGGGAUAUGAUCGAGUUUGUAGAGCAAAAGCAAUAUAUGGAGGAUAAAGAAAAUUUAGGUGAUCAGCUUCAAAAUUUACAAAAUAGUUGUGAAUUAUCUCCUCCACGAAAAAAAAUAGAUCAA